Zymoseptoria tritici IPO323 is the source of this 1473-nucleotide messenger RNA. RefSeq lists its product as uncharacterized. Lineage: Eukaryota; Fungi; Ascomycota; Dothideomycetes; Mycosphaerellales; Mycosphaerellaceae. Gene Ontology annotation, biological process: nucleoside transmembrane transport. Gene Ontology annotation, molecular function: nicotinamide riboside transmembrane transporter activity; nucleobase transmembrane transporter activity. The transcript has a single exon. The record is from RefSeq and is a predicted model, not a curated record. Gene Ontology annotation, cellular component: plasma membrane; fungal-type vacuole membrane. Bases 79 to 1473 code for a protein of 464 amino acids.
CAUCCUGACCGAUCGUCAAACCUCCUCCAUGCCUCCCUAGGAUUGCUUCCAUCACCAUCUCCCAAGCAGACCCUCAUCAUGGACCGCCUCAAGAAGCUCUUCGCCGGCGAGGACGAGCAACGAUACUCCGCCCUCCACACCAACGAUAUCGAAGGCGAUGAAGAACACCCAUCAUCACAACUAAACGACAAACCUCUGCCCGUCCGCCAUGUCGAAUACUCCAUCUUCCUCCUCCUCGGCAUCUCCAUGCUCUGGGCCUGGAACAUGUUUCUCGCCGCAGGCCCAUAUUUCCAGCACCGCUUCCGGUCCAACAAGUCCAUCUACGCCAACUUUCAAGCCGCCGAAAUCACCGUCUCCACCGUCACGAAUCUCGGAUCGAUGCUGAUCCUCACGAAACUCCAACGCGCAGCGAAUUACCCGAAUCGAAUUGUUCUCAGUCUGUUGAUCAACAUGGCCGUCUUCGCGUUACUGGCGGCGAGCACGGCGGUGGAAGUCUCCGCGGAAGUCUACUUUGUGUUCCUCAUGGGGAUGAUUUUCGCCGCGAGUUUGGCAACGGGACUGUGUCAGAAUGGCGUGUUUGCGUACGUGUCUGGGUUUGGAGAGCCGAAGUUUACGCAGGCGAUUAUGACGGGCCAGGCGGUGGCGGGCGUGUUGCCGUGUAUUGCGCAGAUUGUGUCAGUCCUGGCCGUACAGCACUCGAAGUCCGGUCAGUCAGAGAGACAUGGUGACAAAGGAGAGUUGCCAACUGGUCCAACUCCGGUGAACUGGAAAGCGGCGCUGGCAUACUUCCUCACCGCAACCCUCAUCUCCAUCGCCACGCUGCUCGCUUUCACCUACCUCCUCGCUCGCACGCGCCCUUCCAUCUCCUCCUCCUCAACAACGCCCAACACGCCCACCGCAUCCACAGCCGAUCUCCGCGCCACAACGACUUCCCUCAAGAAACCCAUCCCCCUCACCCUCCUCCUCCGCAAACUCCUCCCCCUCUCCUCCGCCGUCUUCCUCACCUUCGCCGUAACAAUGGUCUUCCCCGUCCUCACCCAACGCAUCCUCUCCACCCACCCUCCCCACUCCCAACCACCUAUCCUCCAACCUCCGUCUUUCAUCCCUCUCGCCCUGCUACUCUGGAAUAUUGGCGACUUGACCGGGCGGCUACUCACCGGCUUACCCGCUAUAUCCCUCGUCCAUCGACCCUGGAUUGUCCUCGCGAUGGCGAUCGCGCGGGUAGGGUGGGUGGGAUUAUACCAUCUGUGCAAUCUUGAUGGUAAAGGGGCGGUGGUGGAGAGUGAUGUGUUUUAUCUGGUGGUGGUGCAAUUGGGGUUCGGGUUGAGUAAUGGGUUCAUUGGGAGUACGUGUAUGAUUGGCGCGGCGGAACAUGUUGAUGAAGAGGAGAGGGAGGCGGCGGGUGGGUUUAUGGGAUUGUGUCUGGUGGGGGGAUUGGCGGUGGGGAGUGGGUUGAGCUUUUUUAUUACUUGA